This is a messenger RNA of Melospiza georgiana, 1628 nucleotides long. RefSeq names its product cAMP responsive element binding protein 5 (gene CREB5). The record is from RefSeq and is a predicted model, not a curated record. The transcript has 11 exons. Gene Ontology annotation, biological process: regulation of transcription by RNA polymerase II. Lineage: Eukaryota; Metazoa; Chordata; Aves; Passeriformes; Passerellidae. The coding region runs from base 1 to 1536 and encodes 511 amino acids. Gene Ontology annotation, molecular function: DNA-binding transcription factor activity, RNA polymerase II-specific; cAMP response element binding.
AUGUUUUUACCAAUUUAUGAGGAAUCAAAGAUGAACUUGGAGCAGGAGAGGCCUUUUGUCUGCAGUGCCCCAGGCUGCUCACAGCGUUUUCCAACAGAGGAUCAUCUGAUGAUUCACAGGCACAAACAUGAAAUGACUUUGAAGUUUCCUUCAAUAAAAACAGAUAAUAUGUUAUCAGAUCAGACUCCCACACCAACGCGCUUUCUGAAGAACUGCGAGGAAGUCGGCCUCUUCAACGACAUCGACUGCUCCCUGGAGCACGAGUUCAGGAAGGCACAAGAAGAAGAGAACAACAAAAGGAAUAUCCCCAUGCAUAACACAGUUGGAGGAGCAAUGGCAGGGCCUGGGUCCCACCAGCUGACAAACACAAGGAUGCCAAACCACGACACCAGCGUUGUGAUUCAGCAAGCCAUGCCGUCUCCACAGUCCAGUUCCGUCAUUACGCAAGCGCCUUCCACAAAUCGGCAGAUUGGGCCUGUCCCAGGUUCUCUGUCUUCACUACUGCACCUACACAACCGACAAAGACAGCCCAUGCCUGCCUCUAUGCCUGGCACCCUGCCCAACCCCACCAUGCCAGGAUCUUCUGCUGUACUCAUGCCUAUGGAGCGACAAAUGUCAAUGAACUCCAACAUCAUGGGGAUGCAAGGGCCGAACCUCAAUAAUCCGUGUGCUUCACCUCAAGUUCCCCCAAUGCAUUCAGAAGCCAAAAUGAGAUUGAAGGCAGCACUGACUCAUCAUCCUGCUGCCAUGUCGAACGGGAAUAUGAACACCAUGGGCCACAUGAUGGAAAUGAUGAGCUCGCGACAGGACCAGACACCACACCAUCAUAUGCACUCACAUCCUCAUCAGCACCAGACACUGCCACCUCAUCAUUCAUACCCACAUCAGCACCAGCAUCCGGCACACCAUCCUCAUCCUCAGCCUCAUCACCAGCAGAACCAUCCUCACCACCACUCCCACUCGCACCUUCACGCACACCCGGCACACCACCAGACCUCGCCGCACCCACCGCUGCACUCGGGCGGACAAGCACAGGUUUCUCCGGCGGCGCAGCAGAUGCAGCCCACGCAGACGGUACAGCCACCACAGCCGACUGGAGGUCGCCGGAGGAGGGUGGUGGAUGAAGACCCAGAUGAGAGGAGGCGGAAAUUUCUGGAAAGGAACCGAGCUGCUGCCACGCGCUGCAGACAGAAGAGGAAGGUCUGGGUGAUGUCACUGGAAAAGAAAGCAGAAGAGCUCACCCAGACAAACAUGCAGCUUCAGAAUGAGGUUUCCAUGCUGAAAAAUGAGGUAGCACAGCUGAAACAGUUAUUGUUAACACAUAAAGACUGUCCGAUAACAGCUAUGCAGAAAGAAUCACAAGGAUAUCUAAGUCCCGAGAGCAGUCCUCCUGCAAGCCCGGUCCCAGCUUGCUCCCAGCAGCAAGUCAUCCAGCACAACACCAUAACAACCUCCUCCUCCGUCAGCGACGUCGUGGGAAGCUCCACUCUCACCCAGCUUGCCAGCCACAGAACAGACAUCAACCCCAUCCUUUAAAAUGGUUGAUCAGAAACUGCUGGGGGAGUGUGGUACCGUAUCAAAGCGUCCUCUCUGCUAAGGACAUUUGCAACCGUAACUCAAGCCUGGAA